GUUUAUUGUGUAAUAGACGGGAGACAAUUAAUGACAAAUUGUUUAUUCAUAGAAUUUAAUAAUGAAUUAACGAUUGUAACAACAGCAGCCACAUACUCACACGAUAGAAGUUAAAGAACUCAUAAACAUAAAGGUCUAACGAGUGAAGGAGUCAAAAGCCUCCCUAGAAGGGUCAAAUGACACAUGUCAGACAUCGAGUGGGUGAUAGUACAAUUCCGUGGGAUCGUUUAGCUGUGUACUAUACUACUAUCCACGUGUCAUUCACGAGACAAAAACUCCGUGUGCGUGCGCCCCCAAAUAUCUCUCCUCCGGCCAAUAUAAACACCAAUACUCACUCUCAGUUUUAUCCUAACUACACACUCGAAAAAGAAUUUACCUGAAAAGAAAAAAAAGAAAGAGAGAGAUAUAAAUAGCUUUACAAAAACAGAUACUCAUAUCUUUUUCGACCAAAAAAAAAAAACAGAUACUAUCUUUUAUUAAUCCAAAAAGACUGCGAACUCUAGUAACUACGUACAAGCUUAAACCUUAUCCAGUUUCUUCAAAAAGAGUUUUUGAUCAAUGAGCUCAUUUUCUGCGUCCGAUUACGAGUCUCAAGUUUCUUCAGGCGGAGAUUAUUGUCCGAAGUUGGCGACAAGCUGUCCGAAGAAACCGGCUGGUCGAAAGAAGUUUCGCGAAACUCGUCACCCAAUUUACAGAGGAGUUCGUCAGAGAAACUCCGGUAAGUGGGUGUGUGAAGUGAGAGAGCCAAACAAGAAGUCGAGGAUUUGGCUCGGAACUUUCCAAACCGCCGAGAUGGCAGCUCGUGCUCACGAUGUCGCCGCAUUAGCCCUCCGCGGCCGAUCCGCCUGUCUUAAUUUCGCUGACUCGGCUUGGCGGCUACGAAUCCCGGAAUCAACCUGCGCCAAAGAUAUCCAGAAAGCUGCGGCUGAAGCGGCGUUGGCUUUCCAAGAUGAGAGGUGUGAUACGACCAAUGAUCAUGGCCUGGACAUGGAGGAGACGAUGGUGGAGGCUAUUUAUACGCCGGAACAGAGUGAUGAUGCGUUUUAUAUGGAUGAGGAGACGAUGAUUGGGAUGCCGAGUUUGUUGGAUAAUAUGGCCCAAGGCAUGCUUUUGCCGCCGCCGUCCGUUCAAUGGAAUCAUAAUUACGACGGCGAGGGAGAUGGUGACGUGUCGUUGUGGAGUUUUUAAAAUUCGAUAUUCGUUUCCAUUUUUGUACUAUUGUUUGAAAAGAUUUUAGCUCCUUUUUUAGAAUGGAUCCUUCCUUUUUUUUUUUGUUUGUAGUAAGAGAAAUGAUUGUAAAAUAAUUCAAUAAAAAAAAAAGGGAAAUUGUUAAAAA
Messenger RNA from Arabidopsis lyrata subsp. lyrata, 1336 nucleotides. RefSeq names its product dehydration-responsive element-binding protein 1B. Gene Ontology annotation, molecular function: DNA-binding transcription factor activity; DNA binding. Lineage: Eukaryota; Viridiplantae; Streptophyta; Magnoliopsida; Brassicales; Brassicaceae. The record is from RefSeq and is a predicted model, not a curated record. The coding region runs from base 559 to 1188 and encodes 209 amino acids. The transcript has a single exon. Gene Ontology annotation, biological process: regulation of DNA-templated transcription.